UUCGACGCAGGCUCUCCGGCUUCAGCUCAGUGCCACUUCAGCUCUUUAUCUCGGUUCAGCUGUGAUAAUCCUCACCGCAGCGCUGCUCUUAUUGCUGCGCUUUAAACGCGCUUGUAGUCCAGACCCGUUACCACCGGAAAAUAGUACUAAAUCCUGCUGUGUGUUAGUGUAAAAGUUGUAUAUGUACGUGUUUCUUCAUGGCGGUGUGGACAGUUAGUUAGAUAUAUAUUUAGUGAGUUGGUUAGUUAGGUAGUUAGUUAGUUAUCCUGAGGCGCUGUAGCCGAGUUUUGCGUCAGUGUCGGUGUACUCGGGGAAGAUAAACAUGGAUGACGGUCCACGGUGAUGGCUUUGGGAGUUUAGGCCCUGUCUGAUCUGCUGACUCUUUGUUUAUAACAGCAUUCAUGCAUUUGAGCGCCAGGCUCUGGAGACGUGACGUGCCCUUGUCAGAGCGGUUUGGUGAGGCGUCAGUAGCCGCAAUGGUUCCAGGAUCUCCAGCUACGGUGUCCCCUGCUGGGCCCAACAUCUCGUGGCUCCCUGAGGCUCCACUGCUCACCCCUGAUCAGCCCAUCUUCCUCAUGACCACCACAGCACAGGCUGUGUCCGGCUUCUUUGUGUGGACAGCGUUGUUGUUUACCUGCCACCAGAUCUACAUGCACUUGCGUUACUACAAUUCUCCAAACGAGCAGAGACACAUAGUGCGCAUCCUCUUCAUCGUUCCCAUCUAUGCUUUUGACUCCUGGCUCAGCCUUCUCUUCUUCACCAAUGAUCAGUACUACGUGUAUUUCGACACAGUCAGAGACUGCUACGAAGCGUUUGUGAUCUACAACUUUCUGAGCCUUUGUUACGAGUACCUGGGAGGUGAGAGUGCCAUCAUGUCUGAGAUCAGAGGGAAACCCAUCGAGUCCAGCUGUGUCUAUGGGACUUGCUGCCUUUGGGGCAGGACGUAUACUAUUGGCUUCCUCAGAUUCUGUAAGCAGGCCACACUUCAGUUCUGUGUGGUGAAGCCCCUGAUGGCAGCAGUCACAGUCAUCCUGCAGGCCUAUGGAAAAUAUCGUGAUGGAGACUUCAACGUGGCCAGUGGGUAUCUGUACGUGACCAUCAUCUACAAUGUCUCAGUCAGCCUGUCCCUGUACGCUCUCUUCCUCUUCUACUUCGCCACCCGAGACCUGCUCAGCCCCUACAGCCCCAUGCUCAAAUUUUUCAUGGUUAAAUCAGUCAUCUUUCUUUCCUUUUGGCAAGGUAUGCUGCUGGCCAUCCUAGAGAAAUGCGGUGCGAUUCCAAAGAUCAGCUCUGCCGAGGUGUCUGUUGGUGAGGGCACUGUAGCAGCUGGCUAUCAGAACUUCAUUAUCUGCAUUGAGAUGUUCUUUGCUGCUGUGGCCCUGCGCCAUGCCUUCACAUAUAAAGUGUACAUGGACAAGAGGCUGGACUCGCAUGGCCCUCUUCCAACAUAUGGACAGUACGGCCGCUCUGCUCCUAUGAAAAGCAUCUCGAGCAGUCUGAAGGAGACCAUAAACCCUGGGGACAUGGUCCAGGAUGCCAUUCACAACUUCUCUCCAGCGUAUCAGCAGUACACUCAGCAGUCCACUCUGGAACAAGGGGUCAAAGCCGCACCCCUCUCCCGUAGCCAUAGCUCUAUAAGCGCGCGGGACACUGAGAAAACCCUCUUGCUCAGCUCUGAUGAUGAGUUUUAGCCCCAGUGUAGACUCUUGCAAACAUCCAAAUAUAUGUAGAGUACUCUAUAUUGUCUCUAGGAUAGAUUCUAUGCUGCAAUGAUGUGUACAGGUAGUUGAGCUGUUUUAUCUUGGGGGACACGUCGUUACAGGACCAUGUGACAACUAGUCCAACGAUUUUACAUGUUGGAGUAUUCGAAGUAUCGCUGCUUAUUGUUUCAUUGUUAUUGACGUGGUGAAACAACAAAUACUUUUGUGGAAGCCUUUUGGUAUGUUCUGCCUUCUAAGUGGUUUCUUUUUAAAGUAACCCUUUUUCAGUUAUUAAAAGGAAAUAUUUCGUUGGCUUAAGUGCUUAUCAGCAUUUUUUCCACGUUUAUACUUGACUCGAUUUGAUUUUUUUUCUGAAGGCAUUUACUUAUAGAUUGACAGAAAAAAAUUAAACUCUGCAUACUGAAUUUAGGAGGAUUUAUAAUCCACGUAAUGUAUUUAAGUGAUGGUGAUCAAUGAGUUUGAGGUUUGUCUUUGUUUCCCAUGUUCAAGCUCAGCUCGGUGUAAGAUGGUCAAUGUUUACAGAUGAUGUAAAAGGGGUUUGAGGGAGUGAGCAGAAAGGGGUUUUACUAUCUCACAGCAUCUGUUUUGGCAGCUGCAUGGAGCACAUUGUUGUGAUUGAUGAAUCUGGGACAGAGUGGAGUUGCAGUUAAAAAAGCAUCACUUCAUUGGGCUUGAUGAGAUUACAGAUGAAGAGAAAUCUGCUGUUGAUUUGGGUUUGGCUGUUCAACAGACUGGAACAUUAGGUUGUAACUGGGCCAUUGUUUGCAUGUCAGACAUUAACACGUUUUCUUUAGCGUGUGAGAUGCUGAGGAACUGGCAGUUCUCUUGGCGAUAAAUCCGUUAUCUGGGUUAAAAAUGAAAAAAAACUGCUAUAGUUAUGCAGUUAAAUGCUUAAACUGCAAAAUUGUCCAGACUUGCAUCCCAAAUAUUUCCUAAUGAGGCAGUAAAGAGGGAAACUAUAAAUGUUUUAUCUUUGUACUUGAUUUUCUUUUUGUAUGCAUAUUAUGGCAGUUGACUUGGAUCCGACAUGAGUAGGCUUACUCGUGGUAAAUAGGCCCAUUAUUUAUUGAGGGCCACUAGAGGGAGGUAUCUUGUACAGUAUGAGGACCGGCACCUUAUCUCACUAGGACAUAUUAGCUGCUAUGGUAUGUUUCUAAGGGCCUUCCUGUUCUAUCGUUUUCUUCAUUUCACUUCUCUUAUGGUAGCACUACAGCCUUCCUGGCAUAGACUCGGCUUGAUGUGGAUAUCGUUAUAUCUUUUAGCUUAUCAUCUAGCAUUAGAGUGACCUUUAUGUCUGUCCUGCUCUUUAUUUGUGCAAUAGAGGCCAGUAUAAGUUAUCUAGCUACAGCAUUUGAGUAUGAGUAUUUAUGGUACCUGCUUUUUAAUAUGUUCCUUUUUGGUUUGCAUUCUUAAUAGAGGAUUUCUGGAAAUAUUGAUCAUUAAUGCACUAAACCCAGCCCAGUGUCCUAGAGGGAAAGUGAGGCUUUUGAGUAAUUUACCCCACUCAUUUAUUCAGGGGGCAUCCAAACAUUCUCUACAUUCAAAUAAUUGUAACAGGCUUUCUGUGCUGUAAGGAAGAUAAUCCCAAAACUGUUUUCGAGGGAGGUGGCACGGUGGUGGAGUGGGUAGUGUUGCCACAUCACAGCUCCAGGGGUUCUCGCCACGUUUGUGUGGGUGGCCUCCAAACUUCCAAAAAAACUUGCUGGUAGGUGUAUUGACUGCUCUAGGCAUGAAUGAGUGUGUGAAUGAAUAUAUGGGUGUGUCCAGCCUUGUGAUGGACAGGUGUUUCCCUGCCUUCAGAGGAAUCCGGAUCCACCUGGCCCCUGACUAGAAUAAAGUAGUAACUGAACAUGAAUGAAUGAUUUAGAGAUAAAAUAAUUAUUGUUACUAGGUAUGAAACUAUCAAGGCUAUCAGGGCCUUUUUGUACUAUAGGAUCUAUUUUAAGCACAGGUAGAGCAAUAGCGUGCAUGAUCAGGCAAAUGCUUUGAUAUUUUUUACAUUUUUAAUGUGCCAUUGUAUAUUUUCCUGCAAAGAUGAUGCUUCUAUUUUUCCUUGUGAUGUCCCUCAAAAUAAUAAAUAAGGAUUUUGUCUGUA
Ictalurus punctatus (channel catfish) is the source of this 3816-nucleotide messenger RNA. RefSeq names its product transmembrane protein 184ba (gene tmem184ba). The transcript has 10 exons. The coding region runs from base 402 to 1691 and encodes 429 amino acids. Gene Ontology annotation, biological process: transport. NCBI's taxonomy places the organism in Eukaryota, Metazoa, Chordata, Actinopteri, Siluriformes, Ictaluridae. Gene Ontology annotation, molecular function: transporter activity. The record is from RefSeq and is a predicted model, not a curated record.